This is a messenger RNA of Prorocentrum cordatum, 6613 nucleotides long. Lineage: Eukaryota; Dinophyceae; Prorocentrales; Prorocentraceae. The record is from the annotation of a GenBank genome assembly.
GCCGCAUGGCGGACGGCGAGGGCGCCACGGCGGCGGCUGUCGGCGAGGGCCGCGCCGUGCGGGCAGGAGACUUCGUCCAAGUCACAUGCUACGACGACGCCGACGCCGCACAGGGCGAGGCCGUGUUUCGGAUCUCCAGCCUGUACGAAGCGAGCGAGCAUGGUCAGUUCGCACGCGCAGAGUUCCUGUUCUGCACUGAUCAGUAUUUGCAGUGGUACGAAGAGAAUGCGGGAUCCCCUGGAGCCAGGAAGUUAAGGCGUGUUCUUCAUUUUUGUCCAGAGGAUGAGACGGCCAUCCUAUGCGCUGCAGAGGCGGGCCCUGGCGUGGAGGUAACGCACGUCGACGAGUUCGUUGUCCUUGAGUCAGUAGAGGACGCGUUCCUCCAGUUCCGGCGACGCAAUCCUGCUGCGCGCUGGCCUGCCGAGCUGGGGCCCGAGCCGCAGGAGGAGGAACGGGGGGAUCCCGUGGACGAGGAGCUGGUGCCCGUCGAGCUGGACGAGUUCGGGCUCGCCGCCAGGGUCGUCGAUUCCGCGGGUGAGCUCGAAGCCGCUCGAGAGGCGGAGGGGCCUGGCGUCGCCGCAGGCCCCCCUGGGCGUGCCGCCCUCAAGGCGCGCGGUCGGCCGCCCCCUCGGGCUCGGCCACCUGCCGCGGCCGCGUCGGAGCCCGCUGGGCUGCCUGGCGGGAGCGUGCGCCCCCGCGGCACCGCUGGCGGGGAGACCCCGCUCGAGGCCGCCGCCGCCGCCGUUGCGAAGGAGCCUGCAGGGCGCCGCCCUGACGAGGAGAUGCAGGCGCUCCUCCGCAAGAGGUUGGGCGACUUGAGGGGACGUCUGGGCGCCGAGGGCGACGCUGCCGCCGAGCCUCGAGGAGCCGCAACCGAGGGGGCCCCGCACAAGAGGAAGUCCCUGGAGGAGAUCCUGGCUGAGAGGGCGGCGAAGGCUCCCAGGCGUGGGCCCGCGGACGGGAGCGCAGCUGGCAGCGGAGGCCUGGCGGGCGUUGGGCCCGAGCGUGAGGGCGGCGGGUCUACCGCCCACCUCCUUCGCUCGCUGCUGGGCGCGCUCACCCCUGCCGAGGGUAUCGAGGGCUUCGGCAUCACUGACAGCUUGGAGUUCACGCCUGGGAAGUCGUUGGCUGCCUCACGAGCGUUCUUCAGGAGGACUGCUCGCGACACUCCUGGGAAGCUGCUGACGGCCCAUUUGUCGCACCUCAAUCAGUUUCUCAGCACAAAGGGCAUGCAUGACGCCGAGGAAGAGCUCCCUCCGAUAGUUAACAAGUUCCUGCUGAACAUCUUCUUGGCCUCGCACCCUGUCUCAGCAAUCGGCGAGGACAUGUUCAGGCAGAUGCGCACUCUGUCCGAGUCCCUGGACCUCUUGAUCCAAGGGAGGCUCCCAGAGGCCAUGGACAUGCUCAUGCAGAGGUUCAAGGCCUGCCAGCUCGCCUGCAAGGAUAAGCAUUGGAGGAGCGCGCGCUGGCUGGAGCUCAUCCCUCCCGAUGCCGACAUGGCUGCCAUCAAUAUCGAGGAGGAGGAGCUUCUGAGGAAGAUCGAGUACGGCGAAUUGAAGCUCGCCGAGCUCGCGGGGAAGCUCAAGCCCUCCAGGACUUUCAAGGAAUUGAAGCUGCAGAACCCCAAGAAGGACGGCGAGACGCAGGGCAAAUACCGGCAGCGCCUGGCGCUGCUCAUGCGGGGCGACGGCCCCAAGAGGCAGGCGCCGCCAGUGCAGGGCGGUGCUCGCAAGGUCAUCCUGGAGGGCGAGGGCUCGCAGAACCAGGCCGCCAAGCAGAAGACUGUUAUGCUUACGAACUACCAGUAUGCGGGCACGUGCGGGGAGGAGGCGUGGGGCCACCACUCGCACUACUCCGCCGCUCAGGCCAACGCCGUCGAGGUCAUGAGGGAGGCUGUCUCGUAUUUCCUCGGGGGCGACCUUGGCAGGUGUCAGCUGCCCCUCCUUAGUGAGAUCUCGACGCGGGCGUCCAGCGCCUACGACAUCGACAGUGGCACGCGUGCGCUGCCCCUUAGGCUGGGAGAACUACGACCUGGCCUACCAGCAGCUGAUGUCGCUGGCCGGCUGGACCCUCGUGCUCACGUCAGCCCUGAGGUGCUCACCUGGUUGGACGACCCGUCGGUGGCCCUCCUGCCACGUGCCCAGUGGCCUUCUGAGGUUCCGAAGGCGAGGCUGCUGGUCGACUCGCCUGCGGAGUGGGCGAGGAUCGUUGGCCACUUGUACUCGCUGGGGAUCGUGGAGGCCAUAGAGGACGAGCAGAUCUUUCGGGCUGACGGCGUCCCCGUGCUCAACGGCGCCUUCGCAGUUGAGAAAAGGGGCGUGCCCGAGGCUGGUGAGCAGAGGCAGUGCCGCUUCAUCAUGAACAUGGUGCCAGCGAAUAGUUACCUGAAGAUCAUGACCCAGGACCUGUCGACGUUGACGGCCUCGACCUCUUGGGUUACGGUGGUGUUGGAGGGCCAGCGCGUCUUGCUCUGGUCGGGUGACGACCAGCAGGGCGCCUUCUUUGUCUGGAAGAUCCCGCGGGCCUGGCGCAGCUUCACGACAUUGAAGGGCCGUGUCCCCGGCCGCCUUGUGGGCCGCCCAGAUCUGAAGACGGUGCAUGUGUGUUCAGCCGUUAUACCGAUGGGCUGGCUGCUGGCCGUCACGCUAUUCCAACACCUUCAUAGACGCCUGGGCCUGCGCCCUCCCCCCGCUGGAGCGGGCCUGCCUGAAGUUGAUGAGUGGAGGAGGGACAAGCCUCUUCCCAUUGCUCAGGUGGGCGGUUGCAGGUCUUGGUACCAGUUCUUCAUCGACGACUUCGAUGCCCCCAGGAUCGUGAACGACACCGAGGGGGAGGUCGGCGUCGGCUCUGCUUACCAGGAGCAACAGAGGGCUUCCUACCAGCGCAACGGCGUGGCCUGGGCCGAGCACAAGGCCCACCUCGGGGAGACGAAGGUCGAGAGGAUGGGCGUGCUCGUGGAUGGUCUGCGCGGGCGCGUCUCGGUACCUCUCAUGAAGCUCUUCGAGACCAUGCUCUUGGGGGCCCUGCUGGUGACCAAGGACUGGGUCUACUGGAAGACCAUGCUCGUGCUCCUGGGCAAGCUCGUCAGGGCUUUGGAGUUCAGGCGCGUCCUCUUUUGCAUCCUCAACGAGGUCUGGAAGUUCGCGGAUGGCACUCACUCUGGCUGGGUCAACUCGGAGAUGACCGAGGAGAUCCUCAGCGGCGUGGGCCUCCUCCCGCUUGCCUUCACGGACCUUCGCGCGGAGGUCGAUGCGAGGGUUACCUGCUCUGACGCCUCGGAGGAUGGUGGAGGCGCCUGCACGUCGCUGAGGCUGUGCCCCGAGGCCCUCUCGAAGCUGACGGCUGCUGCCGCUGCAGGCCAGGAGGGCAGGCAACACCUCAUGGCGGGCCGUCUGCUGCUGGGGGAGGCGUCGCUUUGGCGAGCGUGGGAGUCGAGGAACCCUGGUUUGCCGCCCCCUGCUGGGGAUAGGAUACCUGCUGUCCUGGUCAUAGGGCUGUUCGACGGCAUCGGGGGCAUGAUCGUCUCGCUCUCAAGGCUCCGCACGAAAAUCAUUGGCUACGUCUCGUCGGAGGUUGACCCCAGCGCGCGCAGGGUCGUCAGGAAGAGGUGGCCCGGCCUCAUCGACUGGGGGAACAUCAGAGACGUUGGGACUCAACACAUUGACAAGCUGGUCCAGCUCUUCGGCGGGAUUGUCGACGUGGUCUACUGUGGCGCCGGCAGUCCAUGCCAAGACCUGUCGAGGCUGAUGUUCGGCAGGAGGGGGCUCGAGGGCCAGAAGAGCGCACUCUUUCGCGAGAUACCGCGAAUCCUGGGGCUGCUGAACGCCGCGUUCCCUGGGAAGGUCCGCUCCCUGAUCGAGAACGUCGCCUCCAUGCCACUCGAGGACAUCGAGCGCAUCUCUAGCGAGCUCCAGGUCACACCAUAUCGGUUCUGCAGCAGUUGCCUGGUCCCCAACAGAAGGCCGCGGUUGUACUGGCUCUCGUGGCGGUUGCUGCCGUGCAAGGGCUAUAGCUACCAGGACAGGGGGCACUUCGUCGAUGUCAUCUCCGACGGCGCGGCGCGCGUGGAGCUGCCCUGGACCUCCCCUGGCUGGAUCUGGAAUGGUGGCUCGCUGCCUGUGCCGACGCUAGUCUGUGCUAGGCCCUCUUUGUUACAGCCUACUCGACCUGCUGGAAUUGCUCGGGCCAGCCCCGAAGCGAAGGCUCGUUGGAAAAAGGACGAUCAUCGUUACCACGUCGGCCUUUACGAGAACGCCUGCCUACUCCAGCAUGAGGCCACCAUGGAGCUCCGCCCCCCGUCGGCAGAAGAGAGAGAGGUCCUCUUGGGGUUCGAUCGAGGAUACACCGAGUGUGCCGUAAAAGACGGGUCUGGCUCGAGCCUCGAGACCACGCGCUGCUUCCUGCUUGGGAAUAGCUUCUCAGUCUAUGCGGUCUCAUGGCUGCUGCAGCACUCCCUGGUCGCCGACGAGUUCCAGCCACAGCUGUGGGAACCCCAUGCCCUGUGCCACACGGGCAAGUGCAGGGCCCCGUGGAACGACAGCGCAAUCUACCACCAGGGCGACGACUACCAGUACGAGCCCGAGGCGGAGCAGCUCGUGCGGCACUACCUGUCUAUCGCAGAGAGAGGGGGCACGGACGUGCGCUUGGACGUGCACCUCCCGUUCCGGCACCGCGCGUGGCCGCGCGUGUCGCUCGAGCCCAACGUUUGGAUGUGGAAGGUGAUCUCAAGUUACCGUUGGCGUGCUGGAAUCGGGAAGCACAUCAACGCCCUCGAGAUCCAGGCGGCCGUGAACACCAUCAAGUGGAGGCUGCGGUCGGGCACGGGCCGCCCCAGGCGCAUGCUACACCUGAUCGACAGCCAAGUCGCCGCUUCGGUGCUGACAAAGGGCCGCAGCAGCAGCAGGGUCCUGCGGAUGCACGUCAAGCGCUGGGGGGCCUUGUGCUGGGCGACAGGCUGCUACGUCAUGCUUGGCUACAUCGCGUCGGAGGACAACCCCGCCGACGCGCUCUCUGAUCUCAGGGUCAGCGCGGUCACGCUCAAGAGGUACCGUAUCGCCGUCGCGGAGUUCCUCGCCUUCGCCAUCGAGGGUGGCUUCCCGCUGAACAGCUCGGCCGAGGCAGACAGCGCGCUAGGCGCCUACGUCGAGGACCAGUGGGCGAACGAGGGCACGCUCAGCCAUGGGCGCUAUGCACUCGCCGGUUGCCUCUUCUUCGCCCCCGAGCUCCGCGCGGCCCUGCCCUUUGCGUGGUCCCUGGUCAAGACGUGGCAGAAGCUGGCGCCCAUCAAUCGCGCCUAUCCGGCCAGCCCCGAGAUGGCGCUCGGGCUUGCAGGUGCUGCAGUCUCGGUCGGCCAGCCUCUGCUGGCUGCCCUGGUCCUCGUCACGUUUGAUGCGAUGCUUCGGACCAAAGAGCUGCGUGAUCUUACAUAUGAUGAUAUCACGUUCGCCGAGGGCGGCGUCAUACUGCGCCUGUCGGAAACGAAGAUGGGCGUCAGGACCGGCAAAGUGCAGUUCGUUGUGGUGCGAACGCCCGUCGCAGUGAGCUUGCUGCGGGUGGCUGCGGAGCGCGCCCAGCCCACGGACCAUCUGUGCCCGUACACGUACGUGCAGCUCCAGCGGCUCCUGAAGUCGCUCCUCGCUGUCGCCUCGAUCCCGCCUGCGCGCUGGUCCUGGUGCAGCUUCAGGCUAGCCAGUCAGGCUAGCGACAACCAGCGAGUCAGGCUAGCCAGACGAGCCGGCUCGACCCACAUCCUGGCGGCCGGCCAAGCGGUGGGUCGGCGAAAGCGGCUGGGUGAAAGCGACCGGGCGAGAGCGACCGGGCGAAAGCGGCCUGGUGAGAGCGACCGCCGGCGAAAGCAGCCGGGCAAGAGCGACCGCGGGCGAAAGCAGCCGGGCAAGAGCGGCUGGGCGAAGAAGCGCCCAGGCGAAAGCAACCAGGCGAAGGGCGCCUCCCAGCGCGCGGUGGCGGGGCUGCUCGCCGCAGGGCUGGAACUGACCCUGCGGGGCGCCUUCCUCGCCUGGCGCGAGGCUCUGGCGCCCGCGCGCCUGGACCCCGCGACGGCGGCGGCACUCAGGAGUGCCGUGGAUGAGGCGCAGGCGGAGCUGGCGGAGGCGCGCCGCAUGGGAGGCCUGCAGGACCUCGAGGUGGAGCGCCUCCGGGCGGAGCUCGCCCGCGCGUCUGCCCUGCAGGACGAGCUGCGUGCCGAGGGCCGCCGGGCCUCUGCGGAGCUGGCGGAGGCCGCCACCGAGCGGGCCGCCGCCGAGCGGGCAGCCGCCGAGCGGGCUGCCGCCGUGGAGCCGCUGGCGGCGGCCGCCAGCGCGGUCUUCUCGCGGCGCGAGGAGGCGCUCCGGGGCGUAUGCUCGUCGUUGCUGGCCGCGCGCUUGGACUCCGACCUCCGCGGCGCGUUCUGCGCUUGGCGCGGGGCGAGGGCGGCGUCCCAGCAGGCGGCGUCGCUGGAGCGGGCAGAGGGCCUGUCGGCGGAGGUGGCCCGGCUGCGCUCCGAGCUGGAAUCGGCCUCCGAGGCGACCUCGGCGGAGGCGGCUGGGCUGCGCUCGCAGCUGGAGCGCGCCUCCAAGGCGCAGGUAGAGGCCCUGGAGCGGGCGAGCAGCCUGUC